CGCCCCCUCUCGUAGACCUGGGCGGGCGCGGGCUGGGGACGGACGCUGUGGGACCGCGGUGGGGUCCUCGGACGAAGGCUAUGGAGAGCUCGCUGGCCGUGCCGCGGCUGCCCCCGUGCGACCCAGGGAUACCGGCGCUCUCGGUGGUGGACAUGCACACAGGCGGCGAGCCCGUGCGCAUCGUGCUGGCGGGGUGUCCGGAGGUGGUCGGGGCCACCUUGCUGGCCAAGCGGCGCUAUAUGCGCCAGCACCUUGACUAUGUGCGGCGACGGCUCAUGUUCGAGCCCCGCGGGCACCGGGACAUGUAUGGGGCAGUCCUGGUGCCCAGCGAGCUGCCAGACGCGCAUCUGGGCGUCCUCUUCCUGCACAACGAGGGCUACAGCUCCAUGUGCGGCCACGCGGUGCUGGCGCUGGGCCGCUUCGCGCUGGACUUCGGCCUGGUGCCGGCGCCCGCGGCGGGCGCCCGCGAGGCCCGCGUCAACAUCCACUGCCCCUGCGGGCUGGUGACCGCCUUCGUGGAGUGUGAGGGCAGCCGCAGCCGCGGCCCAGUGCGCUUCCAUAGCGUCCCGGCCUUCGUGCUGGCCGCAGAUAUCACAGUGGAUGUUCCUGGACACGGGCAGGUGGUUGUAGACAUUGCAUAUGGUGGAGCAUUUUAUGCAUUUGUUAGUGCUGAGAAGUUAGGCCUUGACGUUUGUUUGGCAAAGACGAGGGACCUUGUGGAUGCAGCAAGUGCAGUGACAAAAGCAGCGAAAGCUCAGUUUAAAAUUAAUCAUCCUGACAGUGGAGACCUUGCCUUUCUAUAUGGAACCAUAAUAACAGAUGGAAAAGAUGCUUAUAGUGAGGAACCAACCACUAACAUCUGUGUGUUUGCAGAUGACCAGGUUGACAGAAGCCCAACUGGCUCAGGAGUGACAGCCCGAAUUGCCUUACAGUAUCAUAAAGGGCUUCUAGGACUGAACCAGACCAGAGCCUUUAAAAGCAGCACAACUGGCUCCAUGUUCACAGGAAAAGCUGUGAGGGAAGUAAAAUGUGGUGAUUUUCCAGCUGUCGUAGUGGAAGUGUCAGGACAAGCUCAUUACACGGGCACAGCCAGCUUUACCGUAGAAGAUGCUGACCCACUGAAGGACGGGUUUCUGCUCCAGUGACUUCUUACAUGACUUUCAAGACUUCCUUUUUAAAGUCAUGCUUAUCUAUAAUUGACACUUCCUCUAAAUUAUGUGAAAAUCAAUAUCUAAAUUAUACGUAUAAGCU
This is a messenger RNA of Otolemur garnettii (small-eared galago), 1251 nucleotides long. RefSeq names its product trans-L-3-hydroxyproline dehydratase (gene L3HYPDH). The record is from RefSeq and is a predicted model, not a curated record. The transcript is spliced from 5 exons. Gene Ontology annotation, molecular function: hydro-lyase activity. Bases 81 to 1145 code for a protein of 354 amino acids. NCBI's taxonomy places the organism in Eukaryota, Metazoa, Chordata, Mammalia, Primates, Galagidae.